AGUUGUACCCUCAGGUUGUACCAUAAGCAAGCAAGCAUGAAAGGAAAAGAAAUAUUUGAGUUACAUCUUUAUAAGAAAGUCAAUUGAAAGUUUAUAAAUAAUUUAACACGUGUAUUUGUGGGUCAAAUUCAAAUUCAAAUUCAAAAAUAUCUUUAUUCAGUAGGUAACAUAGUUACACUUUGAAUCGUCAAUUUUACAUAACGAACGUCUCAUCCGCCUAAAACUACUGCAGCUUCUCACAACCUGUAUAGCCGGGGAAAAGAAGCUGCAAGAAAAACCUGGUAUCAUGAAUACUAUAACAAAAGGAAAAAUACCGAAGAGAAAAAUACAGAUUGUAGAAUUUGGUGCGGAAAAUAUAGACAAUACAGCACCUGUGAAGAAGAUUUUGGAAGAUUUGCAUCAUGCAAACAGUCAGGCUUUUUCCUUUUACUGCCAAACUAUGAGGCCAAGGCGAGCCAGUAAAACCCAGCAUUACAAUUUCCAUUUCGUUCUCACGGGGCACCCCGUAUAUGGUUUUACUGAUGAUUGGGAAGGGGGCCUUAAUUCAGGAUAUUUUGAGCCUUUUCCUUACAAAAGUAUGAUGCCCAAAAUGAUAACCUCCCUAAGCAAUAUGAAUAAAAGUGAUCCUCUAACAGAUUAUAUGAAAGUAAAAAAUGACUGGAUUUGCGACUGUAAGAAUCUACGUCAAAUUAUUGUUUCCAAUUCUAUGCUGGAUAAGUUUGAGAGUUUUAAUGAAGAUGUGGUGAGAUGUCCAAAGCAGUUUAUAGACAUCGCAGCUCACCUGGAAAGUGAUCCUGACCCAUAUUUUGAUGAUUCAUACAAUUGGUACUAUGCUGGAAAUGGGAAUAUGCAGCUAAUAUGCAUCAACUGGAUUCAUUACAUAUUGCGCAGUGUAUUCAACAAGUUGUAUUUAUUAUUUUUCAACAAAGAAGAGUUCAGUUUACAUCCUGAACAUGUAGCAAUAUUCAAUUGUGAUGAAGAUGAAAAUAUUUUUGAAACCAUUUGUUCUUCCCACAACAUAGUAGCAUUGAGAACAAAAAAUAAAGUAUACAUUUUGAAAAUUGUUCCUUUAAAGGAUGAAAUAGUAUUUGAAAAGAUUAAGGCAGUUGAAUCUGAACUGCCAUUUACAAGUAUAUCCUUUGACAAUCAUCACAAAAAUAUACUGUACAUCACAACUUUGGAUAAUAAAGUGACAAUAGUUAAUUUAGAUAGACUGACAGGAAGAACUGUGAAAUUAAAAUCUAAGAUAGAUACCAUUAUCAAUAAUUGGAACAUGGUUAUUAGUUCAGACCGUUUAACAUACACUCACGUCUCUAAAAAUUCUAUUAAUGUUUAUGAUAAACGAACAAAUCAUGUAGGCCUGUCAUGGAAUGGAGUAAGAGAUACAACUGAUCAUCUUAACUGUAAUGAUAUAACUGUAGCCAAACAAUGUCAGGGUAGUAUGUCACUAUACUAUGGUACAGAUCACCACCUUUUUUUAAUGGACUUGCGUCAUGAACAUAAGGUGACACCUAAACCAGUAAUGCGGUGGACACAUGGUAUGCAAUGUAUGCCUACAUACAUAUCAAUGUGCAACUUUGAAUUCAACAAAGAGAUCAUUUGUUUGAGCAGUCAGUGGUGUGAAGAUGUAUGUGUAGUUCCAACCUACAUUAACAGUGUUAUGAAAGGGCCAGAGAUUCCUGGUGUAACCACCCCUUAUAGACCUCCAAGCAUUUUAAACACUCUCAACGAAGCAAGGGAAAAGUUACUUUGUUUUGAUCUAUACAGUCCAGUAGAUGACAGGUUGACCACAUCAAUAACUGGACAAAUUAUUAUUGAACAUGGUGAGAAUUAUGCCAUAUUAAUGCAUAAUUCUCUUGGAGAUAUAUCAUGUACCAUGAUGUACCCUGAACACAUGGAAUCAUUUGUAGAAGAUGAUAGUUUUCAAAAUUUACAUGAAUGGAGCAAAUCCUUCCAGCUGGAAAAGAGAGAAUUAGAAAUAUCAUCACUUAAAGACAUAUCUAAUGUAUGGAAAAACUUGAAAAGAGUGCCAGACAGUUACAAGUUUGGUGAAAUCAGAAAAAUAAAAGACAAAUCCAAAAUUGAGGAAAAGGAAAUUUUUUAUACUUUUGAAAAAGAAGAAUUGGACAGUGGACUUCUGGAUGUAUGGAUACAAAAUAAUAACGAGACAACAGUUAAAGACUCAUCACUUGCAAUACAUUUACAUUACUCUGAUGAUUCUAAUAUGAGUGAAUAAAUAAAACACCAAAAAAUAUUGAUAAACAACUAUAUUUCCUAUCUAUAUGACUGAAUUCAUACAUUCUCACAAACAUGCCAUCUACAAAUAUGCUCAAACGUUUGUACAUUAAAUUAUUUCAUAAAACAUAACAA
This is a messenger RNA of Pectinophora gossypiella (pink bollworm), 2370 nucleotides long. RefSeq lists its product as uncharacterized. The transcript has 4 exons. The record is from RefSeq and is a predicted model, not a curated record. Gene Ontology annotation, molecular function: protein binding. NCBI's taxonomy places the organism in Eukaryota, Metazoa, Arthropoda, Insecta, Lepidoptera, Gelechiidae. The coding region runs from base 287 to 2236 and encodes 649 amino acids.